Messenger RNA from Protopolystoma xenopodis, 249 nucleotides. The record is from the annotation of a GenBank genome assembly. Lineage: Eukaryota; Metazoa; Platyhelminthes; Monogenea; Polystomatidea; Polystomatidae.
AUGCCAAGGCUUACUGACGAUGUCGACUACGAUGAAACGUCUGGGAAUGUACUAAGUCAAUCCUCCGACGCUUGUAACUCUCAUGGAUACCAGUUGCGUCCCUCAGGUUUUAUGUGCGGUGAUGCUGUUUAUGACAAAGACGGAAUUGGAGCACUGGCUGUAAUGACAGAACUCGUUAAUCAUGUAUAUGGCAACGGAUUGACUUUGCACCAAAAGCUAGAUGAGAUUUUUGCACGAUUAGCUGAUUAA